AGUAGCUGCCGCAGACAGCAGCGGCGGCGGCGGCGGCGGCAGCAGUGAUUCGGUAGCGCGCGGCGACGGGACUAAAUCUGUCCGUUUCGAACCAUGGCGACCGACUAAACGAUGCCUUUCGCAGAGGUUGACGGAGAUGUGAGGAGAAGUGUGUGUCCCAUGUUGCAUUAGUGUCUGUGUGAAAUGCUGGCCUGUCUGCCAGGGCCAGGUGACCUCCCCCUCCAGCAUCUCCCCCACACGCAGAUGAACACUGGACUUCAGAAAUGGGACACCACACAAAGGAUGAGAUCCACUCCGUUCCCAACCCCUGCAGAAUUGGAUGCCUAUGCUAAGAAAGUUGCCAACAAUCCGCUCACCAUCAAAAUCUUCCCUAACAGUGUCAAAGUCCCGCAGCGGAAUCACGUCCGGCGUACCGUAAACGGGCUGGACACAUCGGGCCAGCGCUACAGUCCUUAUCCUUCCUCCCAGCCCGGCGCCAAGACUGGCCUCCUCGCCAUUGUCAAGGUGCCCACCGUCAAGGGCAUCCUCAAAGAUUUCGCCGGCAGCCGGGCUCGCUUGCACCCCGAAGUCAUCAUGAACCACCUGAGCGGACCUUACCAAGUGGCUUCGACCAGCACUUUAAACCACCACCACCUGACUCUGCCGAACCUUCCCCAACCUCAGCAGAACUUAACCGUGCAACCCCAGGACGCACCUCAGACUCUACAGAUGCCACUCGCUCAGCAACAAAGCCUCAGACAUCCUCUCCCCAUGGCCCAGCACUCUCAGGGCCCAACUAGACUGCAGACUGUCUCUCAGCACCCAUCCCUCGGCCACCCGCACGUCCCUCCUGCUGUCCUGCUUCAGCAGCAACAGCAGCAGCCCCAGCCUGGCCUGCAGGCGAGCAGAAAGCUGCCAGAUGGCGACGCACCACCUAACGUGACCGUCUCUACCUCAACCAUUCCGCUCCCGAUGGCCUCGGGGCUGCACCAGGGGCGCCAGCCAGACCUGAGCGCCAUCGUGCACCAGAUCAACCAGUUCUGCCAAGCUCGGGCCCAGGGCGCCGGGUCGGCUUCCGUGUGCGAGGGCCAGAUCGCCAACCCCAGCCCCAUCAGUCGCAACCUGCUUAUCAGCGCUUGCUCUCGAGUGUCCAUGCACAACAACCCCGCUGCCGUCGGCUUUCCCCAGCACAACUGUAUCGUCGGCCCUCGAGAGAAAGCGACUAUCGCGAUGGGGGUCCACCCUUUACCCAGUGUGACCAUGAACCACUUGCCUUCCAACCGCACAGAUCUCAAGCAGCAACGGCACCCCCGGCAGCAGUUGCAACCCAACGCACAGCAACAAAAGAUGCGCUCUUGGAAUCAGCACCCGUUGACCCACCUGCCCCACGCGCAGAACAGUUGCAAGCAGCCUACUAGGGAAGUCACCUUCCACUUCCACAAGGGAAUGGGCUACCCCGCCGACGUGUGCGUGGGUCAUCCGUACAUGCUGAAACCUCCAGUAGAUAGGCCGACCCCCUCGCCACCCGUCAACCACAACGGCGUGACGGGCCCCGUGGCCCACUACCCAAACGGUCACUACUUCCAAUCCCACAUUUGGAACAGCAGCAUCCUCCCCACGCCCAACAGUGACAGCUCCGGCUCUCAGGACGUAGCCAUGCCAUUCCACGGAGCGGGCCCGGGCGGGUGCGCCGCAAUCGAAUGCGGGCCCCCGGGGGCUCCCCAUUACAGGCUACCGGCGAGCUCCUCCACCUCCUCUACCCAGACUAAUCUGAUGCAAAGCGCAGAUUACGUGGGUGGGGACUUCCAGACGCCCUACUUCCGCGAUCAGAAUCUGGGGUUAAUGGGCAAGAUGCACAGGCCCCCUGUGAGCAGGGUGGGGCCGGAGGUCGGGGAUGGUAGAAGCGCUCUCAUCCAGCAUCCAGGGUACAGAUAAGCUAUGGCCUUGUCUCCGCAAGUUAUCAACCCCCUUUGUUUAGUCUUAAGAAAACACAUAACUUGACAAAACUGUAAAUCUUAAAGAGGGUGAAUGAAUAUAUUUAAUUCAUGAAGUCAAAUAGUUCUUUUUUUUUUUUUUGAUCAAUCUUGCAAGUGAUCAAUUGUUUUAUUUAUUUAUUUUGUUUGUUUGUUAGUGAAUGCUUCUACCUGGAACAUUUAGGAUUCAUGUUUGAAAGCGUGCUCACAAGUCUACUGUGUCAUUCCUGCUUUUUUUGCUCCACCAUACAUGUGCGUGCCUGGAUUUCGACAGAUCCUGUGUUAUUUCCUCUUCGCAAGCUUGUAAGGUUUCUCAAGAGCAAUUAAACAUAACUCAAUCGCUUGCCCGAAAAGCGCGGCCACAUCCAUUGUUGGAUGUGCUGUCGGGAACCCGAGGCUCCGACUUGUCUAACUCGACAGGGAAAGACUUUUUCUGCGUGUAAUAAUCUUGUUAGAGAACAGCCGUAAAAGUGUGUGUACGUAUGCAGAGCUUUUACUAUUUUCAGAUGUAAUUUAUUUGUGUAAUAGGACUAUUGAAACUUGAUUCCUUGCCGUCGCGUAAUGACAAACGUAAUCAGGUUGUUUGUAGAUAGCAAGGACCCAGCAGGGAGCGUGCGUGUUGCCAUGGUAAUGUGCUCUGUCCUGCUUCAAAUGCUGCAAUGAAUUCAGGUGUUUAAAAAAAAAAAAAAAAAAAUCCGCCCGCGCGGCCAGGCCAGGUAGGGUUCGGGGGACGACGACGUGAAAAGUUUCGCGCGGUAAGGUUAUUGGAAGCGUUAAAGACGGCCCUAGUCAAACACUGACUUUUCUGCAGCGCUCAACAUAAAGGAGAACACUCCCAACGGAUUUAUCAGAAAAGAUAAUGUUCUUACUGUGGUGCAGGCAAAAGGUUUCUCUCCAGUGUGCGUUCUUGUGUCGAAUGAAUACCCAAAGUAAGUUUCAAUACACGUCAGUUCAUCCGAGUCGGUGACGCUAGUGACUCAGCUCUAUAGAGAAUGGAUGGAUGGAUGGAUGGAUGGAGUAACACGCCAAAGGAAGUCUAGCGGGGCUAAAAAAAAAAAACAACUUUUUUUUCUUUGUAAAUAUAAUUGCGGUGAUCCACAAGACGCACACAUUGACCAGGGCUGCAAGGGGCAGGAGAUGAAAGAUUUAAAUGGACUCUUUGGCUUCAAAGGGAGUGGUUGGCUGUUUGAUGUGAAAAUACAAUGUGGAGAGGAAAGUAACAGGACUGGUUCUCAUCUCCUCAUGUUGUAAUUUACCCCAUCUCCGCAGUAUCCGCAAUAAUUCAACCACAGGAGCGCAGUCAUCGACUUUCAAUGUAACUGCGGUAUUAAAAAGCUCAAUUUCCAAAGGAGGGACAUGGCCGUUUAUGUUGAGUGCUGUGGUAGGGGGAGGUGUGUCAUUUUCUUUUACAAAGCAUUUUUCCGGAACCAUGACAAAUGUAUUACUUGAAUGUGGAGAUAAUUGGUGUUGAAGGCGAUUAUAAUAGAUGUGCGUAUAUAGUGUUACUAAUGUCCUUUGGGAUCAAACUCGAUCCCGGGUGAAAGUGUGGUUGCUACUGAUUCUGAUGUGAAGACCAAAUUGAUCACUUGCAAGGUGACGGAAUCAAAGCAGACAUUUUACAUUGAACAGCAAAUGCAUUGUUUAUUUUAUUGUACACUGGCUUACCUACUAGACUACUGUAACAUUUAAACUUCAAUGAUUGUGUGAGUGUUGCCGGGUUGUGCGUGCGCGCGCACGUGUACGUGCUUGUGCGUGGUCACGAUGACGCCCAUGUUUUGUU
Syngnathoides biaculeatus (alligator pipefish) is the source of this 3732-nucleotide messenger RNA. RefSeq names its product family with sequence similarity 222 member Ba (gene fam222ba). Lineage: Eukaryota; Metazoa; Chordata; Actinopteri; Syngnathiformes; Syngnathidae. The transcript is spliced from 3 exons. Bases 184 to 1914 code for a protein of 576 amino acids. The record is from RefSeq and is a predicted model, not a curated record.